Molecule: messenger RNA, 1833 nt
Organism: Filobasidium floriforme
Lineage: Eukaryota; Fungi; Basidiomycota; Tremellomycetes; Filobasidiales; Filobasidiaceae
Exons: 6
Coding region: 1-1833 (610 amino acids)
Biological process (GO): protein deubiquitination
Cellular component (GO): nucleus; cytosol
Molecular function (GO): cysteine-type endopeptidase activity; cysteine-type deubiquitinase activity
Source: RefSeq, a predicted model, not a curated record
AUGCAGCGUCUGACGAGCGUUCUUGGCUACGGCAAUGUCAAUCUGCAAGGCCAGAGCAGAUCAAACCGGGAAGAUGAUGCAAUUGGAAAGGUGGUCAACCGUGACAAGGCUCGUAUUGGAUUGAGGAAGCGAAGAGCGGUGGUAGCGGAUGUUCAAGAGCAGGGAUCAAACUAUCCUGGGAUGGUCAACCUUUCCGGCACAUUGUGUUACAUGAACUCGAUACUGCAGGCUUUCGCAUCUUUGACGUAUCUAAAGUUGUACCUGGAUCAAAUCAUCUAUUUGGCUGAGGAGGUGGAUCUCAAUACGCCAAUUAUCGAUGCCUUGGACUCCACGCUGCAAGAACUCAAUACGCCGUGCUCCUCACGUCCCGCUCCUGUCCGCCCAUAUCAUUUCAUCGAGGCACUGUCCCAGCUACCAUCAGUCCGACGGCUCUUGCAGACACGAGAGCAUCAAGAUGCCCACGAACUGUUCCUGUUGCUCACGAACGCUGUCGCCGAAGAACUUAAAUCGCUGGAGAAGGAGAGACGCAUAGAUCGAGGCCUGUCCGUCAUUCUCGACGGUACCAAAAUCCAGCGUGAUAAGGACGGGAACAAUACCAUACAAGUCAUCAAAGACAAGGGCAUCGAAAAGGAACGGCUACUGUCACCUUGGGAAGGUCUGACCGCUAUCAGGCGGAACUGUUUGGUUUGCGGUUGGUGCGAAGUGAUCCGACACGAGGUGACAGGGGCGAUCGAUGUUACGGUACCGAUGAAUGGUGCAGCGUCUAUUCAAGAAUGUCUACAGCAGUCGAUGGCACCUGAGAUCAUUGACGAUGCAUAUUGCGACUCGUGCACUCUGAAUUUGACUAUCAACUAUUACAUUUCGGAGGAUCAACGGCUUUCCGGGAACAACCCUGAUAUUCCAAACGGUUCCUCAGUGGUCAACAAAAAGAUUGACAAACCGGUGCGAUUAGCCGUCGAGUCUGUCACACCUGCCAGCCUGCUAUCCGAACCCGCACUAGAGACCCCGCGGCCGUCAGCAAAGCCUACUUCCGCGAAAAAGCGGCGAGCUCGAGAUGCCAGAGCUUUGCUCCGCAAACUCGAAGAUGUCAAAGCUCAAGGAAGCAUUGGAGAGAUAGUAGGAGAAGGCAAAGCGAAAGCGCGAGAUUUGGGUCUGCAAGAUGUCAAGUGGGUCAAGGGGCAAGGCCCGAGCUCGCGAAUGAGCAUGAUUGCAAGGCCACCGCAUAUCCUGACUCUUCAUCUCAAUCGUUCUGGAUUUACCCCCUAUGGUCAAAUCGUUAAAAAGACCACGCAAAUCGCUUUCCCCCCUGUUCUCAAUCUAUCCCCAUUCACAACAUCCGGCAUGAUCACCAUGGACUCGAAACAACCGAUAUCAACCAUGGACGGCGGUAUAGACGCAGAGUCACAACAGACACCAAGCGUACUGUAUCGCCUCAACGGUGUCAUCUGCCACUACGGAUAUACGCACAGCUUCGGUCACUUUGUCGCAUACCGACGCAAACCCGAACCUACAGUCAGACAGCAUGCAGACAGCGUUCUUCACCCUCGCGGCCGGUGGCUUCGGAUCAGUGACGCGGAUGUCAGCGAAGUACCAGAGAGCGCCGUUCUGGGGGAGCGCAGUAAUGCGUUCCUCCUAUUCUACGAAAAGCUUGCGAACGAGUCAUCAAGCGAUGAGGGAAAAUUACCUUUGGAUCGCUUGGAUGGUGCUGAGCACAGUAAUGGCGUUGGAAUACGAGAGGAUGCAGGAAGAAGCAUUCUGGACGCCCUGAAAAGGCAACAGGCAGAUUCGCCGCAAAAUGUAAUAGCUCAGAAACCCGUGGACUCCCUUGACUAG